Messenger RNA from Microstroma glucosiphilum, 1809 nucleotides. Its product is annotated as putative phosphomannomutase. Gene Ontology annotation, biological process: purine ribonucleoside salvage; carbohydrate metabolic process. Lineage: Eukaryota; Fungi; Basidiomycota; Exobasidiomycetes; Microstromatales; Microstromataceae. The transcript is spliced from 2 exons. The coding region runs from base 1 to 1809 and encodes 602 amino acids. The record is from RefSeq and is a predicted model, not a curated record. Gene Ontology annotation, molecular function: magnesium ion binding; phosphopentomutase activity.
AUGCCUCUGUCGCCGGAGCUGUACUCCCAGGCGCAACAAUGGAUCGACAAAGAUCCCGAUCAAGCUACGGCAGAAAAGCUGCAAGGCUUCCUCAAAGAUGAAGACGAAGCGGCACUCCAGCAGGCAUUUGGCGAGAGACUGGCCUUUGGCACUGCUGGGUUGAGAGGGCUGCUUGGUGUGGGACCUGGCAACAUGAACCGCCUUCUGAUCAGGGAAGCAACUGCCGGCUUGGGUCGAUUUCUGCUGGACAAGCGGCCCUCCUCCAAGGAGCCGAGUGUCGUGAUAGCCUAUGAUGGUCGCCAUGGAAGCAAAGACUUUGCUACAGAUGCUACAGGUGUCUUGACAGCGCUGGGCAUUCCAGUUCGCCUCUACCAGAGCGAGGCUCCCACCCCACUGGGAGCCUUUGCUGUCAAGGAGCUAGGGACUGCUGCAGGUAUCGUAGUCACAGCUAGCCACAACCCUCCUCAAUAUAAUGGCUACAAAGUCUACCAAGCUGGGGGAACCCAGAUCAACACCCCUGUAGAUGGUCAGAUUGCAGCACAAAUCGGCGAGGUGGCCGCCAGUAGCAAGGCACCAGACUGCCUCUCACUAGAGGAAGCCAAACAGAAGGGCCUCCUCUCUUAUCUCACUCCGAGCAUGCUCCAGACUUACACGGACAAAGUUCUCGAGUACUUCUCUGCCUCUACCUCUUCUGCCUCCUCCGAGCAGCUGAAGCAAAGAGAUGCUCUGCGAAUCGCAUAUACCCCGCUACACGGCGUCGGAGCCCCCAUCGCCGAGCUGCUCUUCAAGUCUGCAGGAUUCUCAAAUACUUGGACGGUACCGGAGCAACGUUCCCCGGACCCUGACUUUAGCACUGUCAAGUUCCCCAAUCCCGAGGAGGAAGGUGCAAUGGAUCUAGUGCAUGCCCUGGCCGAUGACAAGGAGGCCCACAUUGCCAUUGCGAAUGAUCCAGACGCUGACCGGCUGUCGGUGUCUGCCCGCACCAGGGACGGGAAGAUCAAGCAGCUCACUGGUGAUCAGAUCGGUACGAUUCUGGGUGACGAGCUAAUGCGCAGAGCAAAGUGCGACAAGGCGAGCAACUGGAGCCUGAGCACUAUAGUUUCGAGUCGCAUGCUCGCUCGACUCGCACAGCUGGACGGCUCCAAGCAUCGCGAGACUCUGACUGGCUUCAAGUGGCUCGGAGGCGAAGCCAGGAGGCUCAUCGUCGAGCAAGGUCAGAAUUUCCUUUUUGCCUACGAGGAAGCAUUGGGAUACAUGGUCUCUCCGCUCGUCUGGGACAAGGAUGGUCUAUCGGCUCUGCUCCUCCUGUCUCUCCUGGCAGCAGAUCUGCACGCAGCGGGAGGACAGACGCUUUGGACCCGCCUGGAGGAGAUUCACCGCAGAACAGGCCUCUCGGUCACUUUCCCCCGUACGAUUCGACUCGCACCGGGGGCAAGCGGAUCGGCCAUUAUGAAGAAGCUGCGAGCGAAUCUGCCUUCGACGCUAGCUGGACAGCAAAUCGUACUAGUAGACGACCUUCUCACCCACCCUCCUUACGACGCCUCGAAGUCUGAUGGGGGCAUCCCGAAAAACGAUGUCAUCCGCUUCUACAUUGGCCAGAAGUCCGACGAAGCUCUGUCUAAGGAAGAAAUCAAGCUGACCCUUCCGAGGAUCAUCAUUCGUCCGUCGGGGACCGAGCCAAAGGUGAAGAUCUACUGUGAGAGUCGCAUCGAGACGCUCAAAGAGGGAGAGCAAUACGAUGAGAAGAUGGAGAAGCUGAGACGUGAGCUUGAGAUCUUGGCCGAUGGAUUUGUGGAGCUCUGCCAGUGA